CUCUCUCUCUCUCUCUCUGCUAAUUAAUUGCAUAAUAGUUGGUUGCUGCAACUCAGAAUGGCCAUGGCGGCGACGACUGCCUGUGCUGCCUAUUAUCAGGAUGUUGUUAGUUGGCAGCAGCGGUGGAGGAUGAACAUUACGCUACUCCGACCAUCCUCACUCUCCCUUUUUUACUUUCCCUCUUCUACUACUACUAAGAAACUGACCUGCCGCCGGUGCACCGACGCCAACUCCGGCGUCUUCUCCGUGACGCCGCCCAGCAAGGCCGACUUUGACUACCUCGGCCAGAGCACCAAAGGCGACCUCAACCUUAUUAACUUGGGAAUCGGAGAGACGGAGAGACGGCUGGACGGAAGAGGUCCAAUUGAGGAUGUGGCCAGAAUGGAAGCUCAAGAAGCCGAGCACUUGCUUAAUCACUUGGGCAUCCCGGAUCCGUUUUCUUCAAGAUACUCUCCUCGUGGAAUUUUCUGUACUCGAACCCUUAAUUUGCGCUCAAUUACUGCUAUUGGCUAUGACAUGGACUACACAUUGAUGCACUACAAUGUCGCGGCCUGGGAGGGAAGGGCUUAUGACUAUUGCAUGGACAAUUUGAAAACUAUGGGCUUUCCUGUUGAUGGACUUUCAUUUGACCCUGAACUGGUCAUUCGAGGCCUAGUCAUAGACAAAGAGAAAGGGAACUUAGUUAAGGCAGAUCGAUUUGGAUACGUCAAACGGGCUAUGCAUGGAACAACUAUGUUGUCUACUCAGACGUUGAGUGAGAUGUAUGGGAGAGAACUUGUGGAUCUGCGGAAGGAGAGCAGGUGGGAGUUCCUAAAUACACUAUUCUCCGUUUCAGAGGCUGUUGCUUAUAUGCAGCUGGUAGAUAGACUUGAUGAAGGAGCUAUAGCCGCAGAUCUUGGUCCACUUGAUUAUAAAGGGCUUUACAAGGCUGUUGGAAAAGCACUCUUCAGGGCACAUGUCGAAGGCCAGCUAAAGAGUGAGAUAAUGUCCAAGCCUGAACUCUUUGUAGAACCUGAUCCUGAGCUACCUUUGGCACUAUUGGAUCAGAAGGAGGCUGGCAAGAAGCUCUUGCUUAUUACCAACUCAGAUUACCAUUACACUGAAAAAAUGAUGCAGCAUUCUUUCAAUAGAUUUCUUCCGAAUGAUAUGAGCUGGCGAGAUCUGUUUGACAUAGUAAUAGUCUCUGCCAGAAAGCCGGAGUUUUUUCAAAUGGCACACCCAAUGUAUGAAGUGGUGACUGGUGAAGGCCUUAUGCGCCCAUGCUUUAAGGCUGAUUCAGGGGGUGUAUACUCUGGAGGAAGUGCUCAGAUGGUUGAAAAAUCACUUGGCAUUCAGGGAGAUGAAAUUCUGUACGUGGGUGACCAUAUUUAUACAGAUGUUAGCCAAUCUAAAGUUCAUCUCCGAUGGCGUACAGCGCUAAUUUGCCGAGAACUGGAAGAAGAGUAUAGUGCUUUAGUUCACAGUCGAGGUCAUCGUACGACGCUGAUAGAGCUUAUAAAUCAGAAGGAGCUUGUAGGAGACCUCUUUAACCAACUCCGGCUUGCUCUGCAGAGACGUAGUAAAGGGCGUCCUGCUCAGACUGUUGCUGCAACUCAUAUGGAUGACAAGGAACUUAACGAAAGCAUUCAGAAACUACUGAUAGUGAUGCAACGCUUAGACAAUAAAAUUGGUCCAAUGAUGGAAUCGGAUGGGGAGCUCUUUAACAAAAGGUGGGGGUUUCUUUCACGAGCAGGUCUGUGGGACAAAAGCCACUUAAUGAGGCAGAUUGAGAAGUACGCAGAUAUAUAUACGUCAAGGGUUUCAAAUUUCCUGCAUUAUACCCCAUUCAUGUAUUUCCGAGCCCAAGAACAGACUCUUGCACACGACUCGUACUCGUUCCACCACCCCAACCGCGGAGAUGCUGACAGUGAAGAUGAAGAAUAGUGAAUCUGCUGCAAGCAAUGGCCAUUAGUUACUUGCUUAGUCUAGUUAGUUUCCAGUGGUGUUACGCUGUUGUUUUUGUACAUUAGAUUUAGAUGUCAUGUGAUGAUGCAUGUAUGUAUAUAUAUGUAUCUACUACAUUCAUGCAUGUUUUCUACUUAUAUUUUAUUACCAGGAGGGCAAAUAAUAAUUGAUUGGGUAAAUUACACACA
Molecule: messenger RNA, 2132 nt
Organism: Erythranthe guttata (spotted monkey flower)
Lineage: Eukaryota; Viridiplantae; Streptophyta; Magnoliopsida; Lamiales; Phrymaceae
Source: RefSeq, a predicted model, not a curated record